Stegostoma tigrinum is the source of this 4611-nucleotide messenger RNA. Its product is annotated as neuronal acetylcholine receptor subunit alpha-3-like. Gene Ontology annotation, biological process: nervous system process; signal transduction; chemical synaptic transmission. NCBI's taxonomy places the organism in Eukaryota, Metazoa, Chordata, Chondrichthyes, Orectolobiformes, Stegostomatidae. Bases 44 to 1546 code for a protein of 500 amino acids. Gene Ontology annotation, molecular function: acetylcholine-gated monoatomic cation-selective channel activity; transmembrane signaling receptor activity. The transcript is spliced from 6 exons. Gene Ontology annotation, cellular component: synapse; neuron projection; postsynaptic membrane. The record is from RefSeq and is a predicted model, not a curated record.
CCGCAGUGCUUUCAGCUCACUCCCAGUCUACCCGCUCGGUUCAAUGAGGCUCAAAGCCAGCAUUGAGCCGCUGGCCGGCUGUGUCUUCUUUCUGUUUCUUGGAGCUGCCCUGUCUACAGAAGGAGAGAGGAAGCUAUUUGCCAAACUCUUCGCUAAUUACAGUCGGUACAUCAGGCCGGUGGAGAACGUGUCCAGGCCGGCGGUGGUGCAGUUCGAGGUCUCUCUGUCCCAGCUGAUCAAAGUGGACGAGAUCAAUCAGAUCAUGGAGACCAAUCUGUGGCUGAAACAUAUAUGGAGUGAUUAUAAGCUAAAGUGGGAUCCUGCUGAAUAUGGAGGUGUCAAGUCUAUUCGCAUUCCUUCUGAAAAAAUCUGGAAACCAGACAUUGUCUUGUACAACAAUGCAGUUGCUGAUUUCCAAGUGGAUGAAAAGACCAAAGUGUUGGUAAAGUUCGAUGGGACCGUGACCUGGAUACCACCGGCCAUAUUCAAGAGCUCCUGCAGGAUGGACGUGACUUACUUCCCCUUUGACUACCAGAACUGCAGCAUGAAGUUCGGCUCCUGGACCCACGACCAAGCCAAAAUCGACUUGGCUUUAAUCGGCAACGAGAUCAACAGGAAGGACUUCUGGGAAAGCGGUGAAUGGGAGAUCAUCGCUGCGCCAGGGUUCAAACAUGCCAUCAAGUACAAUUGCUGUGAAGAAAUCUAUCCAGACAUAACCUACUCAAUUUACAUAAGACGAAUGCCACUCUUCUACACCAUCAACAUCAUCAUCCCUUGCCUGAUGAUUUCUUUUCUGACUAUUUUGGUUUUCUACCUGCCUUCUGACUGUGGAGAAAAGGUAACUUUGAGUAUUUCAGUACUGCUGUCCCUUACUGUGUUUCUUCUGGUCAUCACUGAGAGCAUACCAUCCACCUCCCUGGUGAUUCCUCUUAUUGGAGAAUAUCUGCUCUUCACCAUGAUCUUUGUGAUUCUAUCCAUUGUUAUAACCGUCUUUGUGCUGAACAUCCAUUACAGAACCCCCAUGACCCAUACCAUGCCAGUCUGGGUGAAAACCAUCUUCUUAAAGCUGCUGCCACGGGUUAUGUUUAUGAAGAGACCGACGGCUAGUUCUGAGGUUCAAAAGAACCCCAGGUUCUUCAACAGCAACACUGAGCUCACCAGCAUCAACAGCUUCAGCAGAGGCUCUAAAUCCAAAUGCCCAGGGGAUGGAUUCUGCUACCAGGACCCACAGUGCACUCACUGCAGGUUCUGCAAGAUGAAGAAUCAGGAUGUAGGCAUCAACUCAACACAGAGUUCCAGCACAGAGUCCCUAGAUGCCCUGCUCGCAAUCUCCUCCCUGUCUCCUGAGGUUCAAGAAGCAAUCGGGAGUAUCACCUACAUUGCAGAAAACAUGAAGUUGCAGAAUGAGUCUAAAGAGAUACAAGAUGAUUGGAAGUAUGUUGCCAUGGUAAUUGAUCGGAUCUUCCUCUGGAUCUUCAUCCUGAUUGGCAUCUUGGGAACAGCCACCUCUUUCCUACAGCCCCUAAUGAAUGUAAAGGAGUUGUGAAUGUCAGGAGAUGGGUAACUUGUUGUAAAUACAGGGGAGUCCUCGAUUAUUGUGUGAGCAUUGUGCAUUGAGGGAGAGCUGGCUUAUACAACAGAUCUAGAAAGAAAUUACAGCUAUUAGAGAACAUCUUUUUCUGUACCUUAGAGAUACUUGCUAUGGUGUACAUUCAUGUUUUUUUAAAAAUUAGUAUUAGCAAAAUUUAGUUACAGAGCUUUCAUGUCAUAAAUGUGAUGUCAAAUCUGUCCAACCAGAAUCUCGGAAGCUAAUUUUGACAACUGCAAUAACUGGCUAGUACAGCUCAAAGACUGCAACAUUCAAGUUGUAAAAAAGGAUAUUUCCUACAACUUUUAGAUCUUGCACGCUGUCUUUCAGCCAAGAGGCAGUUGGCACUUAUCAAGUGAUUAGAAGUUCAAGACAUGGGUAUUUCAUUAUCAGCCAUUACAAACCUGAACCCACCAAACAAUAACUUUCAGUUCCGACUUUGAUGCUGUGCUCAGACAACUGACUUGUUUUUUGUUCACAGGAUGAGGGUGUCACAAACUAGCAUUUAUUGUCCAUUCCUAAUUGCCCAGAGGGCAGUUAAGAAUCAACCACAUUGCUGUGGCUUUGGAGGCAGUUGGCAGUUUCCCAAGGACAUUAGUGAACCUGAUCAGCUUUUCUGACAAUGUACAAUGGAUUCACAGUCACUAGACUUUUAAUUCCAGACUUUUAUUGAAUUAAGAUUUCACCAUAUACUGUGGCAGGAUUCCAGAAUGUCCCCAGAACAUUAGCUGGGUCUCUGGAUUAAUAGUCCACUAGGCUGUUCUUCCCCUUAUUACAGUCAUAGAGAUGUACAGCAUGGAAACCGACCCUUCGAUGCAUCACAUCCAUGUCAUACUAGAUAUCCUAAAUUAAUCCAGUCCCAUUUUCCAGUAUUUGGCCCAUAUCCCUCCAAACCCUUCCUAUUCAUAUACCCCUCCGGAUGCCUCUUAAAAUAUUGUAUUGUACCAGCCUCCACCACUUCCUCUGGAGGAUAUUCCGUACAUGCAACCUCUGCGUGAAAGAGUUGCCCCUUUGAUCCCUUUUAAAUAUUUCCCCUCUCACUUUAAAUGUAUGCCUUCUAGCUUUGGACUUCCCUACCCCUGGGGAAAAAGACCUUGGCUAUUCACCCUAUUUAUGCCCCUCAAGCUUUUAUAAACUCUAUAAAAGGUCACCCCUCAGCCUACUGAGCCUCUCCCUAUAGCUGAAACCCUUCAAACUUUGGUACAUCCUUUAGAUAUUUUCUGAACCCUUUCAAGUUUCACAAGAUCUUUUCUAUAGCAGGGAGACCAGAAUUGAACACAGUAUUCCAAAUUAAAAAAAGUGGCCUAGCCAAUGUCCUGUACAGCCGCAACAAGCCCUCCUAACUCCUAUACUCAAUGCACUGACUAAUAAAGACAAGUAUACCAAAAACCUCCUUCACUACCCUGUCUUUGUGACUCCACUUUCAAGGAACUACAAACCUGCAAUCCAAAGUCUCUCUGCUCAGCAACACUCCCUGGGACUUCACCAUUAGAUGAUGAAGUGCUGCCCUGAUUUGCCUAACCAAAAUGCAACAAUUCUCACUCCCCAGCCCAUCGGAUCAAGGGCCCAUCGUACUCUGAUGUAACCUCCUUUGCUGCCAUCAUCAUCGGCAAACUUACUAACCAUACCUCCUCUGUUCACAUCCAAAUGAUUUACAUGAAUGACAAAAAGCAGUCGACCCAGCACUGAUUAAUGUGGUACACUGCUGGUCUCAGGUAUCCAGUCCGAAACCAACCCUCCAUCACUCUGUCUCCUACUUUUGAGCCAGUUCUGUAUCCAAAUGGCUAGUUGGUCUUAUAUUCCAUGUGAUCUAACCUUGCUAACACGCAGAUCCUUGUCGGACACCUUACCGAAGGUCAUGUAGACAAUGUGCACCAUUCUGCCUACAUUAAUCCUUUUCGUCACUUCAAAAAACUCAGUCAAGUUAGUAAGACAUGAUUUCCAACACACAGUCGUGUUGAUUAUCCUUCAAUCAGUCCUUGCCUUUCCAAAUAAAUGUAAAUCCUGUCCCUCAGAAUACCCUCCAAAACUUACCCACCACUGAUGGUUGUUGCUGGAUCAUAAGCAAACCAGUUAGAUUGGCAAAGCCAGCCUGAGUACCUGAUAUCUACUACAGGGAUCAAACAUACAAAUUCCAUCCAGCCUGUCCCACUCACUCCACCAGAAGGUCAUAUUAUCCUGUGGGGAACAUGAGAAACAGAUAAAAUCUGUGCCACGCAAACGAGUUGAACAUUUCUGACUGGUGAAUUCCUCCUCAGUGAAUCGUAGAAUCCCCACAGGGUGAAAGCAGGCCAUUUGGCCCAUCGAGUCACACCAUCCCUUCAAAAAGCAUCCCAACCCACAUCCAACCUCCUACUCUAUGCCUGUAACACUGCAUUGCUCAUGGCUAAUCCACUCAACCUACACAUCCCUAGACACCAUGGGGCAACUUAACUUGGCCAAUCCACCGAACAUGCACAUCUUUGGACUGUGGGAGGAAAUCCACACAGAUGGUGUUUGCCAAGGGUGGAAUCGAACCAGAGUGUUUCCUGGCGCUGUGAGGCAGCAGUACAAACCACUGAGGCACCCUGCUGCCCCUCUAUCAUCAGAUAACCCCUGGAUUAAUAGCACACAGUAUAUUUUGUAUGCAGUGAUCACCAUUAUAGUCAGACAUUUCCAACUAGCAGGUUCGUGUAUGGAGGUCAGCUGAGAUCGGAAUUCUGCUAGUGUAUGAAAUCAAUCUGAUGAAUCAACCAUGUCUAAGUUCACUGGAAAAGAAUAGACUUUUAGACUUAGUAUGUCUGAAAAUGUGCUGAGAAACUGGCAAGUCAGCACGAAGAGAAUCACUAAAGGGAGCAAGGUGAAGAGACAACUACAUUCAAUAAUCCUGAGAAGGGAAAGUGAGAGAGCUGGUGCCAAUGUACUGAUGACUGAACUUGCUGUAUGACAAAUAUUUUCUUCUACCUUCCAUUUCAAUAAAGGCAUUAACCCAUAGGCAGGCCAAAGGGAUUUUGUACAAGACUGCAAGCAUAUUUGUUCAUUAA